Penicillium taxi is the source of this 471-nucleotide messenger RNA. Its product is annotated as RpiB/LacA/LacB family sugar-phosphate isomerase. Gene Ontology annotation, molecular function: isomerase activity. The record is from RefSeq and is a predicted model, not a curated record. Gene Ontology annotation, cellular component: intracellular anatomical structure. Gene Ontology annotation, biological process: carbohydrate metabolic process. NCBI's taxonomy places the organism in Eukaryota, Fungi, Ascomycota, Eurotiomycetes, Eurotiales, Aspergillaceae. The coding region runs from base 1 to 471 and encodes 156 amino acids. The transcript has 2 exons.
AUGCCUGCCGAGUCCGACCUAAAACCUCUACGCAUCGUUAUAGCGCGCGAUAAAGCUGGUGUAGCUUAUAAAUAUGCUAUCAAAGCUAUUUUAGAGAAGAAUUACCUCGUUGAGUCUAUAGUUGACGUCGGUGUCGACUCCGCUUCUGACAUGACUGCCUACCCUCAUACAGCAGAUGGUAAAGCAGACCGUGGUCUUUUCUUCUGUGGCACCGGUCUUGGUGUUGCUAUCGCCGCCAAUAAAGUCCCUGGAAUUCGGGCUGUCACUGCCCAUGAUCCAUUUUCUGUUGAGCGCUCAAUUCUGAGCAGUAAUGCCCAAAUCCUCUGUAUGGGCCAACGAGUCAUUUGUAUUGAGUCGGCGAAGAAGCUUGUUAUUGACUGGCUCGACUACCGCUUUGACUCUACGAGUGGCUCUGCUGCUAAGGUGCAGGCUAUCUGUGACUGUGAGGCUCAAUUCUCUCUGAUUGCCUAA